This is a messenger RNA of Stomoxys calcitrans (stable fly), 1086 nucleotides long. It is a transcript of the gene jet, whose product is annotated as F-box/LRR-repeat protein 15. Gene Ontology annotation, cellular component: SCF ubiquitin ligase complex. The coding region runs from base 100 to 1014 and encodes 304 amino acids. The record is from RefSeq and is a predicted model, not a curated record. Lineage: Eukaryota; Metazoa; Arthropoda; Insecta; Diptera; Muscidae. The transcript is spliced from 2 exons. Gene Ontology annotation, molecular function: protein binding. Gene Ontology annotation, biological process: SCF-dependent proteasomal ubiquitin-dependent protein catabolic process.
UUGUUUAUAACUAGUAAACGUAAACAAACAAACAUCUUAACUUUUCUAGUGAAAAAAGCCCUUUGUAAUUUAAUAAUCCUACUUUACAGCUGUUGUAAAAUGACCACAUUAUUUAACGAAGAACGUCAUUUGGAGGAAAUGUCGACGAUUGAUGGUGGCGGUGUAAACUUGACAUUUAUUGAUUUGCUAAGCUGGGAAGAUAUUAUUAUACCUAAAAUACUUUCAACCUUGACCCUGAAAGAUCUUUUCACAUUGCGUUGUUGUUCACAUUCCGCUAAACGUUUGGCUGAGGGGGCAUUGGAGAAGCUUCUUGAAAUUGAUUUUGCCGGUAACAAUAGUUCCAACGUGCAUCUAACAUUUAAAGUUCUAGGUGAACAUUGCAAGCGCUUGGAAAAUCUGCAAUUGGCUCGCUGCCAUUGGAUGACUGAUGAACUUCUACUUCCCAUCUUGGCCAAAAACAAACAUCUUAAAAUUGUAAACCUCAAUGAAUGCAUAAACAUCACACCUUUGGCUCUCCAGCCCAUUAUUAUAGAAUGUAAGGAUUUGCGUGUCUUGAAGCUGUCCAAGUGCCAAUGGCUCACAACUGGAGCGGUGGAUGCACUUACAUUGCAUCAAAGCAAUCUUGAGGAGUUUGAUAUAUCCCAUUGCGCCGCUAUUGGCGAGCGUUGCUUAAUAAUAUUCUUCAGAAAACUAAAUAAGUUGAACAUUUUGUCCUUGGCUAACACUUUGAGUGUAACCGAUCAAGUAUUGAUACAAAUUGCUAAGUACUGCCGCGCUUUGGAACACAUCAAUCUUGUGGGAUGUUCAGCUAUAACGGAUUAUGGCAUACAAACCCUAACAAGAAGUUGUCUCCAGCUUAAAUCUUUAAUGGUGCAACGUUGUGAUUUAGUAACGGAAAGAUCUUUGGGACCCCUGAGAGGUAAACUGCACAUCGAUCGUCCGCCGGCAGCAGAAAUGCAGCUACAACUCUACGAUUUAAGGCAUCUUGUAAAUCAUAUAUUUUUACAAGUUUAAAUUAUGCCAGAAGGCAAUAGUGAUGAUAUACUUGGUGCUAUUGGUAAAAUAAGGCUAUGAGGGAUAGUAGAA